Molecule: messenger RNA, 714 nt
Organism: Mucor velutinosus
Lineage: Eukaryota; Fungi; Mucoromycota; Mucoromycetes; Mucorales; Mucoraceae
Product: copper transpport protein
Exons: 1
Coding region: 1-714 (237 amino acids)
Source: RefSeq, a predicted model, not a curated record
AUGAAAGUCGAGAAAUCACCCACACGCUCAUCUUCAUUCAACUCGCCUAUAGCCAGAUCAUCCCAUUUGCGUAGCAACAAUUCAACAUUAGCAAGCAGCUAUUCACCACUGCGACGCUCUUCAUCUCAUUUCUCCCCAUCAUCACCAUCAUCCUCUUCAUCCACCUCUCGAUUCCAAGAACCCGCCAUUGAAAACACAACCACAACAAACUCUCUCAAAAGAAAAUAUACCAGCUCUUCUCCGUUAGCGUCUCCAUCUAGAUCUACUGUGGGCACCAUCUCUCGCUCUGAUACAUUUGCAAGUGAAUACGAAGAAGGUAACCCACACAAAUGGACCAAGCAACAUUGGAAAAAGCUAGAAGAGUGUUAUUUGCGCAAAAACCGUGAUUAUGAAAAGGCAGCGAGUGAAUUCUAUUACAUCGAAUCGUUACAGGACAUAUUGCUACCGGAUAGAGACUCCAUUGAGGGAAAGCCGAUAAGAAAAGAGCUUUGGUCAAAGGAACAGAUUUUGUGGAGAUGUAAAUGUUUGGAUACAAGCGCCAGAUUUCACGGUGGGUUGUUGCCUUCAGAACGAAAAAAGAUAAAAAAGUCUGUGGAUACAAACCUGUCGUCAAAUAUCUCUUCUGGAUCUACAGUUACUGCAGGAUCAACAUCAAAUGAAUCAAGCUCUUCAGCAGAGAAACUGAGAAAUCUUGUAAGCAAUAGAAGACUAUAA